Gavia stellata (red-throated loon) is the source of this 2968-nucleotide messenger RNA. RefSeq names its product phosphodiesterase 4C (gene PDE4C). Gene Ontology annotation, cellular component: perinuclear region of cytoplasm; nucleus; cytosol. Gene Ontology annotation, biological process: signal transduction. The record is from RefSeq and is a predicted model, not a curated record. NCBI's taxonomy places the organism in Eukaryota, Metazoa, Chordata, Aves, Gaviiformes, Gaviidae. Gene Ontology annotation, molecular function: 3',5'-cyclic-AMP phosphodiesterase activity.
AUGGCCACGCAGUGUGUCUGGGAUGCUCCAGGCUUGGCUGUGUCCCUCGGUGGCACCGUGGCAUGGCCACGCAGUGUGUCUGGGAUGCUCCAGGCUUGGCUGUGUCCCUCGGUGGCACCACUCAACUGUGUCCCUCGGUGGCACCAUGGCGUGUCCACACCGUGUCUCCGGGAUGCUCCAGGCUCAGCUGUGUCCCUCGGUGGCACCGCGGCACAGCUGCUCCGUAUGUCGUGGCCACUUGGGGCUCAGCGUGGCACUUUGCUGUGUGUCCGGGCAGAGCACCCCUGCCCUUGCGGGAGCAGCUGCCACCUCGGGGACAGCAGGGUGGCCGGUGGCACGGGGCCAGCAAGGGGCCACGUGCCUGGGCAGCCCAGCACACACCGGGCCGGCGCAGACGGGGGGGACCCACUCCAUGUGCCGGCUGCUGGAGCCAGACAGUUGUUUAAUUUCCCAGGCGGGCGGGAGGGGGAUGGAAAGUUUCCUGGGGCUGCCGGGGCUGGGACGGCCGCACGCUUCCUGCUCCGCACCGGCGGCAGCGUGGCCUCGCCGUCGCUGCUGUGCUGGUGGUCCCUGAGCCGUGCCAUGCUGCCCACUGUGCACCGCUCGCCGGGGGCUUCGCCGACGGCAUCCCCCCACAAUUCCCCCCGCAAUUCUCCCCGCAAUUCCCCCGUCCUCUUCAGGAAGCUCCUGAUGAACCAGAGCAUCCGCCUGCAGCGGCGCUUCACCGUGGCGCAUCCCCUCUGCUUCGACCUGGAGAAUGGCCCCCCGGGUCGGGGUCCGCUGGACCCCCAGGCCAGCCCGGGCGCGGGGCUGGUCCUGCAAGGCACCUUCCCCCACGGCCAGCGCCGCGAGUCCUUCCUCUACCGCUCCGACAGCGACUACGACCUGUCCCCAAAAGCCAUGUCCCGCAACUCCUCCAUCGCCAGCGACCUGCAUGGAGAAGACAUGAUCGUCACGCCGUUCGCCCAGGUCCUGGCCAGCCUCCGCACCGUCCGGAGCAACCUGACCCACCUCCAGGACCGCACCGGCAUCAAGCGAGCGUCGAGCAGCAGCCUGCCCUCCGGGAGCAAGGCCAGCCUCGCCGAGGAUGCCCACCAGAAGCUCUCGCGGGAGACCCUGGAGGAGCUGGACUGGUGCCUGGACCAGCUGGAGACGCUGCAGACCAGGCACUCGGUCAGCGAGAUGGCCUCCAACAAGUUCAAAAGGAUGCUGAACCGGGAGCUGACGCACCUCUCGGAGACCAGCCGCUCGGGGAACCAGGUCUCUGAGUACAUCUCCAGCACCUUCCUGGACAAGCAACAUGAGGUGGAGAUCCCCUCGGCGCUGGCCAAGGACAAGGAGAAGGAACGGAGGAAGCGCCCCAUGUCCCAGAUCAGCGGCGUCAGGAAGCUCACGCAUGGCUCCAGCCUCGCCGCCGCCGGCAUCCCCCGCUUCGGGGUGCGGACGGACCAGGAGGGGCUGCUGGCCAAGGAGCUGGAGGACACCAACAAGUGGGGGCUCAAUGUGUUUAAAGUUGCCGAGUACUCGGGCAACCGCCCGCUGACGGUCAUCAUGUACAGCAUCUUCCAGGAGCGCGACCUGAUGAAGACCUUCCGCAUUCCUGUCAACACCUUCAUCACCUACAUGCUGACACUGGAGGACCACUACCACGCUGACGUGGCCUACCACAACAACAUCCAUGCCGCCGACGUGGCUCAGUCCACCCAUGUCCUCCUCUCCACGCCCGCGCUGGAGGCUGUCUUCACAGACCUGGAGAUCAUGGCUGCCAUCUUUGCCAGCGCCAUCCAUGAUGUUGACCACCCCGGUGUCUCCAACCAGUUCCUCAUCAACACCAACUCGGAGCUGGCGCUGAUGUACAACGACGCCUCGGUGCUGGAGAACCACCACCUCGCCGUGGGCUUCAAGCUUCUCCAGGAGGAGAACUGCGACAUCUUCCAAAACCUGAGCAAGAAGCAGAGGCAGUCACUCCGCAAAAUGGCCAUCGACAUGGUACUGGCCACAGACAUGUCCAAGCACAUGAAUCUGCUGGCGGACUUGAAAACCAUGGUGGAGACCAAGAAGGUGACCAGCCUGGGGGUGCUGCUGCUGGACAACUACUCUGACCGGAUCCAGGUCCUGCAGAACAUGGUGCACUGCGCCGACCUCAGCAACCCCACGAAGCCGCUGGAGCUGUACCGGCAAUGGACAGACCGCAUCAUGGUGGAGUUCUUCCGCCAAGGCGACCGGGAGCGGGAGAAGGGGAUGGAGAUCAGCCCCAUGUGCGACAAACACACCGCCUCCGUGGAGAAGUCCCAGGUGGGCUUCAUCGACUUCAUCGCCCACCCGCUGUGGGAGACGUGGGCCGACCUGGUACACCCCGAUGCCCAGGAGAUCCUGGACACCCUGGAGGACAACCGGGAAUGGUACCAGAGCAUGAUCCCGCGCAGCCCGUCCCCACCACCCGAGGGACCCGGGGUGUCCCCUGCCCCCACUGACAAGUUCCAGUUCGAGCUGACGCUGGAGGAGGAGGAGGAGGGUGAGUCGGACACGGAGUUGGAGGGGGCUGAGAGCCCCUUGGACGAGGACAACAGCGGCUCCAAGACACCAGCCACCGAUGACUCGGAGUUGGCUGACACCGAGCACCUGUCACCUGGCCCUGGGGACAGGGAUUCGCCUGUCACCCGCCCCAGGGAUGUGGACAACCGGCAGGCACUGGAGGGCACGCUGCCGAAAGACGGCGGUGGCGGCGGACACUCGGCGCCGGGGCCCGAGGGCAGCCAGGGGCUGUGCCUGGACACGGAGGGCAACGUCACAUUCCUGCCCCUGGGCACGUAGCGGCACCGGCUGGUGUGUCCCCUCGCUGCCGCGGGGACGUGGGACUGGGCACUGCCCCGGCAAGUGCUGCGGGCAGUGGAGAGCUGGCUGUGGGCUGGCAGUGGAGAGCACUGGCACUGCAGGGACCAGGGCGACCGCCGGGACACGGAGGGAC